Molecule: messenger RNA, 3091 nt
Organism: Anopheles aquasalis
Lineage: Eukaryota; Metazoa; Arthropoda; Insecta; Diptera; Culicidae
Cellular component (GO): cytoplasm
Molecular function (GO): hydrolase activity, acting on glycosyl bonds; kinase activity; pseudouridylate synthase activity
Source: RefSeq, a predicted model, not a curated record
UACGUAACUCUCGGUAAUCAGAGGAAUACGAAUGGACUGGCCGCUAUCAUUUCGCCAAUUGCACUCUAGAUAAAGGUUUCUCAGUCGGUAUGCUCGUGAUGCCACAUCAACGUCGAGCUGCGUUUUUGAUACAAUUUAACACGGAAAUUUAAUUGUUGCUAAUAUUUAUUGUUGUGUGUUUGUUUUCUCUGGAAGAUCCCUUCCAUUGAUAAUCAGUGAGGGUUUAGUGAGCUGUUCCGACCGCCGUCCGCCGUCGUGGUCUCCCGAGAUUCCGUGUUUUUCCUUUUUCCGUGCGUGCGUCGUGAGUGUUGGCAACACGUGUUUACGUUAAAGUGCUUGUGAAAGUGCAGUGAUUUCCGUUUUUUUUCCCCGGUUCUCGGUGCAGUUCCAAAGUUAGUGCGGAUUAGUGUUGAUAUAAAAAGUAAAGAAAAUGAUCCGAGUGUCAUCAAUCAUUCGACAAUCAGUACGAUGUUUCGAUUCACUGCUGGGAGUACGGUCGAUCAGCACAUCCCUGAUUGACAUUUCCCCGGAAGUGCAGAGUGCAUUAAAAUGCACACCAAAUCGUGUGGUCGCCCUGGAAAGUACAAUUAUAACCCACGGUAUGCCGUAUCCAGAAAAUCUAGAUACUGCCCUUGCUGUGGAAGACAUCGUGCGUCAGGAGGGAGCAAUACCGGCCACAAUUGCUAUUAUGGAUGGCAGAAUUAAAGUAGGUCUUGGUGCCGAACAACUCCAUUCCUUAGCUAAGGCUAAUCGGGAUGAAACAAUCAAAAUGUCUCGCCGAGACAUGGCCUAUGUGGUCGCAUCAGGCCGGCAGGGUGGAACGACCGUAGCUGGUACCUUGCUUGUAGCGAACUCAGUCGGCAUACGAAUGUUUGCGACCGGUGGUAUCGGUGGCGUGCAUCGUGACUUUGCACAAACUAUGGACAUAUCUGCAGAUCUGAUCGAGCUAGGCCGGUGCCCAGUGACAGUAGUUUGUAGCGGCGUCAAAUCCAUCUUAGACAUACCGAGAACCCUCGAAUAUUUGGAAACGAAUGGUGUGUUCGUGAGCACUUUUGGUUGCGAAAACCGAGAGUUCCCAGCAUUCUACACCCGAUCCAGCGGUUCGAAGGCACCGUACAAUCUAAGCGAUGCUAUGGAGGCGGCCAAAGUGCUGCACGUAAAUCGUGAACUUGGGCUCCUUUCGGGUAUACUCAUUGGUGUGCCAAUACCGGAACAAUGCGCAAUGAAUCGUAGCGAAAUGGAUGCUGCUAUUGAGCAAGCACUUCAGAAAGCUAGUAAAGAGGGUAUUCAAGGGAAAGAAGUAACGCCUUUCAUACUGGCGGCGGUAUCACAACUGACGAAAGGGAAGAGCCUCGAUGCUAAUAUGGCUUUGAUAAAAAACAAUGCUCGUGUGGCCGCAAAAAUUGCGGUCGAACUUGAUCGGCUUCAAAAUGGAAACGAUAAGGAGCGAGUGUCGAUCUCAAAACAGUCUUCAGAACCCGAAACCAUCAGUCGUACUCCGCUAUGCAUCGGCGGUUCGGUGAUCGACAUUUCUUUGACUGUUUUAGAAGACAGUUUUGAGCUAAAUGGUGGUACGUAUCAUGCCGAGCAGUACUCAUCGGCCGGGGGCGUUGCACGAAAUAUCGCCGAAGCGAUCUACAAGAUGUAUGGCAACGUUCAUCUGAUUACAGCUGUAGGCAACGAUCGGAACGGAGAGUACAUCCGGCAGCUGCUUCCCAAGCACUGCGAUUCUUCAAUCAUCAAAACGAACGACUAUGCCACUUGCAAUUUCUCUUUGCUCCAUGACCGACAAGGGGAUUGUCGAAUUAUUGUCGGAGACAUGAACGCCAUUCAGGCGAUUGAUCCGAAAUGGAUAAAAAAGAACCGACAUCUGAUUCAACAAUCGCCGCUCAUAAUUAUAGAUGCCAAUAUCAGUGAAGCAGUUAUGCAAACCAUAUUCAACGAGUGCCUACGCUACAACCGACCGGUUUUCUUCGAACCCACGGAUAUGCGAAUCGCGGCCAAACCAUUCAUCGGAGACCCAGCACUGGCGACCAGUGCACUCCAGGCCAUACGCUUUAGUUCGCCGAAUCUGGAGGAACUGCGCCAGCUGGCGAAGGCUUUGAAGUAUCCGCACCCAAUAUCCGCCACACCGAUGGAAGCAUUCCAAUCCGUCGACGAGCUGCUGGGCGAGGUGAAACCACUCGGCGAAUUCGUAGGUCAAAUAUUCGAUAAUCUGUUGGUAACCCUCGGUAAACACGGUGUAGCCAUCUUCCGCCGAUGCUCGGACACCGUCCCAUUCUUUGAUCCCGUCACCGGUUCUUAUCAACAACCGGAACCAAAUCAAUCGGUAGCACAGGGCAGAUUUUAUGAGGCGCACGUCCAUCCUAAGAUCGUGAAUGUGUCCGGUGCAGGUGAUAGCUUUACGAGUGGGUUUAUCGUAGCCGCUAUCGCCGGCAUGCCGGAACCGGUAUGCGUCAGUGUCGGCCUAGAGGCGGCCAGCUGUGCCCUGCUAACACGCGGCGCCGUUGCGGACCGAUACUUUGACAAAACUCAUCCCUGCUGGAAUGCCAAGCCGGUCGGCUAUAAAACGUUCUAGAGGGCGCGUAGAAAACUAUGACCUACAUUGCAAGAAGCCCCGUCGCAAGACCGGAACACGUGGGGACCUAUAUUCCAGUUCAACCAACUAACUAACUAUCUACCUCAACCAGGGCAAAAAGGGGAGGACCCUUACAGGCAGGCAUUCAACUGCGGCGUACGUUUUGCUUCCGAAAUUGUCUUUAAGCUAUCAGUGAGUGCCUUCCCCCCGCUGGUGUUUCACAGUACGUGGGAAACUAUACAACGUCAAAAGCAAAGAUUACAAAGGGUUUCCCUUCUUCGUCUGAACAAUGCAGCGUUGCAAUGCAACAUGAUCGGUGACACCACCCAUUAGCGGGCAGGGGCACAGUUUUGCAUGUACGAUUUAUCUUUCUGUUAACGACGUACAGGAUGAUCUAGCUUUCGCAAACAAUUGUAUUUGUUUACAGAAUUAUUUUCAAUAUUCCUGACAGUUUUUUUUUAACAUUAAACUACAAAUGCGCUGUAUGGUAACUAUUAAAGCAUUGUUUUUUUC